UCCGGGUUGCCGGAGUGGUAAACAAGAGGGGCGUUAAUACGCCCACAACGCGGAUUACAAUCGGAUUAAAGUCCCGCAGAGAUGGCGGGGGAGGCUGACGAUGAGAUACCGGAAUCUGGGGCCGUUUUCACAUUUGGAAAGAGCAAGUUUGCCGACAACAUCCCCAGUAAGUUCUGGCUCAAAAAUGAUGUCCCCUGCAAAAUAUCCUGCGGAGAUGAGCACACCGCCUUAAUAACAGAGAAUGGGAAAGUGUUCAUGUUUGGCAGCAACAACUGGGGCCAGCUUGGUCUGGGCUCCAAACUCACUGUCACCAAGCCCACGUGUGUGAAAGCUCUGAAGUCGGAGAAAGUUCAGCUGGUGGCCUGUGGCAGGAACCACACACUCAUCUGCACAGCUCAGGGAAAAGUCUACGUUUCCGGUGGGAACAGUGAGGGUCAGCUGGGGCUCGGUGACUACGAGGAGAGGACGGCUUUCCACAGAAUCCAGCUCUUUGACUCUUAUGGGCCGAUCAAAAUGAUCGCUGCCGGUUCAAACACGUCCGCCGCUCUCACAGCGAGCGGUAAGCUGUUCAUGUGGGGCGACAACACAGAGGGUCAGAUCGGUCUGGGGAAGGAGAGCCAGGCCUCCUCGCCACAGGAGGUCAGCGUGGGUCGACCCAUCAGCUGGGUGUCCUGUGGAUACUACCACUCUGCAUUCGUGACAGCGGACGGCGCUCUGUACACGUUUGGAGAGCGGGACAGUGGGAAACUGGGGCUGAGCACCGACCAGCUGCCGGGACACCGAGUGCCUCAGGCGGUGAAGAGCAUCCAGGAGCCGGUGAUGCAGGUGGCCUGUGGGGGCGGACACACGGUGGCGCUGACAGAUGAAAACCUGUACACGUUCGGGCUCGGCCAGUUUGGACAGCUCGGACAUGGGACCUUUAUUUUCGAGUCUCGGCUGCCACGUCCGGUCGAGCAUUUCAAAAAAGGACGAGUGUGCCAAAUCAUGUGUGGAGAGAAUCACACAGCAGUCAUUACAGACAGUGGUCUGCUGUACACGUUUGGAGACGGCCGACACGGUAAACUGGGUCUGGGGGAAGAAAACUUCACCAACCAGUUUAAACCUACUGUGUGUCCACGAUUCCUCAAGUACCACGUUCAGGCUGCUUCGUGCGGCGGCUGUCACAUGGUGGUGCUGGCUCGCCCCAGGGAGAAUGACCGUGGCCACGUGACGCUGGAGGAGGAAGACGUGACCGAGGAUUACCUGGAGCGUCCCUACGUGGAGCUGCUGGGGGACACGGCCGAGUCCUCGGCGCUGCAGCGGAGUCUCUCAGCCCGGGUCCGCAGGAGAGAGAGGGAACGAUCCCCGGACCAAUUUGGCAGCUUGUUCCGCACGCUGCCCGCCAUGACGCCGGGCUACCUCCACCCGCCGCUGCCGGUGUGCAGCCACACCAUCCCACCGCAGCUUCCUCCGCCCGACCCCGCCCACAGAAAGGUGCUGAACGGCACUCACCAACACGGGAAACCAGGGUCAAUCCACCAGGAACAGACAGAGGCGGACACAGACAGCGUUGUGGAGAGCCUGACCGACACAGACAGCGUUAAAGGUCUGGGGGAGACCACCGACUUCCUCAACAUGACUCAUGUGAUGAAGAUGGACCCAGGAGAUAAAACACUCACACUGUCUCCCGUUCAGAAGGAUUUAACAAACCGACUCCCUGAGAUGCAGAGCAAAAGCGAGGAAGAUGAAGAGGAGGAGGAAGAUGGAGGAGGAGAAGAAGAAGAAGAAGAAGAGGAGGAGGAGGUGGAGGAAGAGGAGGAUGACACUUCAGCCUCCUCCACAGAGAAGCCAGCAGAGGAGAUUCCUCCAGAGGAGCUGAAGGAGGAGUGUGUGCCUGACGGAGAGCAGAAAGCAGUGGAGCUGUGUGAGCAGACCGACGCCGCAGGGGCAGAAAAGACGGAGGAAGACGAGAAGAAAUCAUCCAGUGUGGCGCAAGACGGCAACUCCAAAACCCCGUCGGGCUCCAACAUGAAGCUCUCUCUCUUCCGACGCCUCUCCUCGUCACGGCUCAAGCAGACAGGAGGCAGAGACCAGACCCUGACGGGGGAAGGCAUCAGCAGGGACGGAGUCCCGGAGGGAGAGCCUCCACCUCCAGGGAGUCCGCUCCGACCCGGAGCCCGAGGGCCUCGCUCUGGUGCCUGCUCCGUCCUGUAGUCCCAGGAACACUGCCUCUGGGGGGCGGUGCCACUUAUCUGGAAACAAAACACACGAACAGACUCCCUGUGGAGCACGGAGCCUUCCAUCCUGACUACAAAUGGCCUUAACUCACCACAUGGACUCCUGGUUUGAUCUCUCUUUCUGCUGCAGUGAUUUGAUCAAACACAAUCUAAAAUAUCCUGGUGUUGAAUUACGAUGCUUUAAAAAAGUUCAAUGCAGGUGAUGACGACUUACUGCAGAUCUCUGUCGAAAGUUGAUUUCUUUUUGUGCAAUUUGAAGUGCUUUAAGUUUAACUGAUGAAGUGAACCAAAACUCUGUUGAAACUGGAUUUUACGGGGCGCAUUCUUGAAUAUUGCCUUCCUUUCUUCGCACCAGCAGAGAAAUUUCAGUGAAUUUUACCGGCUGAGCUUCCUUCUGUGCGUGUGUUUGUGUAUGUGUGUGUGUGUGUGUGUGCACAUUUUCUAAGCUGUGAGAAUGUAAAUAUGAUUAUUUAUUGUGACAUGAUCCAAGAGCACAUUUGCACUUUUGAGGUAGUCCGAACACAUUUUAAAGAGAUGUGUUCCUUUUGUAUUCUGACAUGAUAAUCUCAUUUAAGCUGUAUGCUUUUUUUUCUUUUUUUUUUCUUUUUGUUUUUUACCA
Salarias fasciatus (jewelled blenny) is the source of this 2835-nucleotide messenger RNA. RefSeq names its product retinitis pigmentosa GTPase regulator b (gene rpgrb). Bases 82 to 2193 code for a protein of 703 amino acids. The record is from RefSeq and is a predicted model, not a curated record. Lineage: Eukaryota; Metazoa; Chordata; Actinopteri; Blenniiformes; Blenniidae. The transcript is spliced from 17 exons.